GUGUAUAGGAGUAUUACAAUGUACAUGAUUUAUAUUCUGGAAUAAAAUAUUAAUACAGGGCCUUGGAGCCCUUCCAAAAAUUGUUAAAGAAAUUGUUAAUUGAAGAUCCAUCAGAUCCAGGUUCAACAAUACACACAGUGGAUGCACCUUUAAAUACCAGACAAACUAUGUGAGGCUAUUGUGGGUUGGCCUCUUACUAUCAUCUCUUUGUUUAUAUAUUGCAUGUAAACCCAGCCCAUUACAAGCCCAUUUACAAGCCCAGCCUAACAACGAGCCUAACAAUGAAACGUUUCCUAGCCAUUACGGGUUGUACUGGCCUAGCGGUCGGUCUAACAGCUCUCUCCCUCUCAACUGGUAGCGACUGGAGCUACAGGUACGUUGCAAUGCCUCUCGUUCGACUAAUGGACCCCGAGAGAGCUCACAGAGCUGCUGUCCGCCUUGCAAACUGGGCUCCAUCUACACACGUGGAGGACGAGAAAAUAUUGAAUACUCAAGUUUGGGGUCUGUCGUUUUCAAAUCCAAUCGGCAUGGCAGCUGGGUUUGAUAAACAUGGGGAGGCUUAUGUUGGGUUGUUUAAAGUUGGUUUUGGGUUCGUUGAGAUUGGGAGUGUCACACCACACCCACAGCCUGGGAACUCACGCCCACGGGUUUUUAGACUUAAUGAGGACAAAGCCGUCAUUAAUAGGUACGGGUUCAAUAGUGAUGGGCACUACAUAGUGAAGGAGAGAAUUAUGAAAUGGGCGGAGCAAAAGAAGCAGUUUCCACGGCGACAGCUAGGUGUUAACUUGGGAAAGAACAAGACUAGCACUGAUGCUGUUGAUGAUUACGUUCAAGGAAUCAGAGAACUAGGGGGACAUGCAGAUUACAUUGUCAUCAAUAUCUCGUCUCCUAACACUCCUGGAUUGAGAUCCUUACAAGGUAAAGAACAUUUAGUGAAGUUGCUUCAGAAAGUGAGAGAAGAGAGAGACAAGUUAUCAGGUCUACCAUGUCCUCCAGUUUUAGUUAAGAUAGCACCAGAUUUGAAUGAUAGUGAUAAAGAAGACAUUGCAGAAGUUGUAAUAAGAAAAGAAGGCGGAGCUGAUGGCAUUAUUAUUUGCAAUACGACAGUUUCUCGUGAAAACCUCAAGAGUUCUCAUAGAUCAGAGGCAGGAGGUCUAAGUGGGGAACCCUUAAAAGGUUUAUCAACUCAACUGAUUCAGGAAAUGUAUCAACUUACUAAAGGUAAAGUACCAAUUAUAGGAGUGGGAGGAGUCAGUUCUGGUCAAGACGCUUACGAUAAGAUCAGAGCAGGUGCUAGUCUAGUACAGUUAUAUACUGGACUAGUCUAUGAGGGACCACCAUUAGUGGGUAGGAUCAAGAAAGAACUGGCUCUUUUAUUGAAGUAAGUUAUGGUACUAUGAUAGGGAGAAGAGUGUCAGAAACUGUAAUAAAAAUUAAAAGUGUAAAGCCAUUUAGCAUGGGCUAUAAUACAAGGUAUUUUUCAGAUUCUGGUAUU
Messenger RNA from Amphimedon queenslandica, 1495 nucleotides. RefSeq names its product dihydroorotate dehydrogenase (quinone), mitochondrial-like. The transcript is spliced from 6 exons. Gene Ontology annotation, biological process: 'de novo' pyrimidine nucleobase biosynthetic process; UMP biosynthetic process. Gene Ontology annotation, molecular function: dihydroorotate dehydrogenase activity. Bases 282 to 1385 code for a protein of 367 amino acids. NCBI's taxonomy places the organism in Eukaryota, Metazoa, Porifera, Demospongiae, Haplosclerida, Niphatidae. The record is from RefSeq and is a predicted model, not a curated record. Gene Ontology annotation, cellular component: cytoplasm; mitochondrial inner membrane.